AUGGGUUCGAUGGAAGCAAAGGACAAAGAAUCAUCCUUCAAUAGCAAUUUCCAGUUUGAUGUUGUUGGGAAGCUGUACGAGGCUUUCAAGUCGUUGCUGAAACGAUUUCCUAAUACCGUCUCGGUGUUUGUCGAUAUCACUUUGGUCCUUGUUCUGACUGUUGCGUUAGCUCUGUAUUCUUGGCACUUCUUCUUCAGAGGUUUAUUGAGGAUGAUUCACGAUGAGAACGCCAACCAACCAAACUGCUUUACUGGGUUCCGAAGUGUCACAGAAGCGAUCAAACAACGAACUGAUGGAGAACGAUCCCUCAACACUGUCAAGUUUGACGUUGGAGGAAGGCUUUACGAGGUUUCCAAGUCCUUGUUGGAACAAUUCCCUAGUACCAUCUUGGCCGAGAAGGUUCAGAAGGGUUCCUCGUCUUCCAUUCCCAUUUUCAUCGACCGGGAUCCUGAUCGAUUUGCAUUUUGUCUUGAUUACAUGCGCGAUAUUGGUGUGGUGCAUUUACCAGAGAAUGUCCCCAAACCAGCAAUUCUCAAAGACCUCCAGUUUCUAGGCUUUGCGGACAUUGACGGAACAAAGAUUGACGACGAGAAGGCAAAGCAAAACUGCCUUUCUAGGUUCAACCACCUUACAGAAGAAACCACACGACGAAUUUGGACAUUGGAGAAGAAGGCAGAGGCAUUGGAAAAAGAGCUCUUGGAACAAAAGAAGAAACACGAGAUGGAAAAGUAUGCAACAAAAAAGUUAUUGAUGAAAUCUAAACCAAAAUCAUCGAUGACACUAUCGAAGAAACGAAAUCCGAAAUUAUCAAAAUUAUUGUUGAGACCAGCAAAGACACUAGAUCCAAAAUUAUCAAAACUAUCGUUGGGAUCAAGGAGACUGAAUAUUCGGGGCAAACUAAGCCGCCGCAAUCCUCUAGCAUUAGCAUCAUCAAAAGUAUCACCGCAAGACGAGUAA
Cylindrotheca closterium is the source of this 957-nucleotide messenger RNA. NCBI's taxonomy places the organism in Eukaryota, Bacillariophyta, Bacillariophyceae, Bacillariales, Bacillariaceae. The record is from the annotation of a GenBank genome assembly.